AAAACCACUGCCUUGUUUAUCAUCGCACGCAUCCUUCACAAUCGGACUCGGAAGACGCGCAAUGUUUCGUUCUUCCUUUUUAAGCUCUCCGGGUAAAUAUGGAGCUUAUAUUCGAAACUUUCAAAUUUGUUCAAGUCUACGUGCUGUGGCGGGUGCCACCCAAAAUCUUAACCAAUCUACUGAUGGUCCUAUUGUGAAGGCAGAAUCAAUGGCAAACCAAUAUGAACAAGAUGUAACUAAUUCCAUCGCAAGGUGGGCCAAAGCUGAGGAAACAUAUUAUGGCAAAGAACGUGAUUUCGCGAACUACCCAACUUUCAAACUCGCUCGUUGUCAUCCCAAAGUCAGAAUGGGUGUGUUUCCUGACUCUUGGUUUCAGCCGUUUUACAACAAAACCGGUGUCACUGGGCCAUAUAUGUUCAUGUUUGGUUCGUUCAUGUUUUUAAUCAACAAGGAGAUAUGGGUGUUCGAUGGUCACUUCUUGGAAUUUGUUGUGUUCUUGUCUAUGAGUACCAUGAUUAUCAAAAGAUUUGGCGCUCACGCUAGAAAGCUCGUAGAAAAAUGGACGGAAGAAGAUGAACAAUUGAUGUAUCAUCAACCUAUGAACAAAGUAAAAAGCUAUAUAGAUAAUACAAUAAAAACGUGCGAAAUGGAAGUGGAAAGAGCGGCCGCUGUUCCUGAACAUGUACGUGCUAAGGAAGAAAACAUUGCCUUACAACUUGAAGCUACUUACCGUGAACGCCUUCAAAGUGUAUACCGAACAGUGCAUCGCCGCUUAAUGGGUGGAAUGAUUACUAUUUAAUCACAGAAAACGUUCAGGAUGUACUGAUUACCUCGCUUCUUUUGUAAAAAUCAGAAAACGCGUUAAUAAUAAUUCAGAUCGAUGCCAUGAGGAAACCUGAACCUACAUAUCAGUAAAGGAACUGAUUUGCUGAUGUCGAGGAUUCGUUCGCAACAAUCUGCAAUCUCCAUUUGCAUAUGGUCAGUGUACGUAGUCUACAAAGCAGUCGAAAUUCAAUCAUCUUGUGUUGGAAUUAGUCAAAUUUUUUGGAAAUCACCUGAAAUAAGAAAACUGUUCAGCAUCAGUCGUCUAAACUAUUCACAUAUCAACCGAAAUAUUUCAGGAACUGGAAGCUUGACCAGUAGCGCUAGACAUUUUACUGACAAAGUGAAUAGACAGUCCCUGAAAUUACAUGUCACUGAGUUGACUGAUAUUGCGCUAUUUUAGGAAUAUAAUACGGUUUUUCAAUGAAGCGAGUAUAGCGACAUCAUUUUGAUGGACAAAUACUCAAAAACAAACCCGACGUUUACCCUACAUAAGAACGAUAAUUCACUUGAAAUUAGUUCAAACAACAUUUUUUGGGUGUCCAGAUGUCAACAGACUAUUCAAUAAUGCGAACACUAGGAACUCGUGCAAGCCUAACGCACUCAACCAACAUCGGGUACGGGAUAAAAGCUUCUAGGUGGGAGAAACGGAGGCCGUCUAAUACGGCAGUUAUAAGUGUAGGGGUAAAGAUACCGAAUGGUCUAUCAUGGGAAUGAAUUCACUUUUAGCCAACAUCAGCUUUUCUGGAGCCAGUCGGCGCACUUUCGAGAAUACAGGUGGGCAUGUAGUCGUGAUGUGUAACAUUGCUGGUUACAUACUUAAUUUCGGUCUUGUUUGGUAUAUUUCAGGGUACUAACCGAGUAUUUGUUGGUAGUAUGGCUCAAUCGUGUGCCUUAUUGUGACUGUAGAUAAACAUUAACCGGAAAAAGAAGUUACACAAACAGAUAAAUUAGUGUUUCCGUUUACUAACCUCCGUACGCGUGUCGAGUAAAUUAUGAUGUUGUAGCAGGUCUAUACCAACGAUUGGCAUAGAAAUAUCUGCGACAACGAAAAUCCAGUGGAUGGGUUUGCGUAAACCCACGUUAAGGUAAGCGCACUUUCUACCAUAUGGGUAACGCUUUUGAUCUUGCUACUCUAAACCUGUAAAUGUAAACAGUGGGGUUAUACAAGGAAGUGUGAUUGGUCCGUUACUCUUUCUCCUUUCUUUCAAUGACGUGUGUUCCCUCUUUCAGUAUGGUAAACCUUUCCUUUUUGCCGAAGACCUAAAAGUGGUUUAUUCAUUCUCUUCUCCCACCAAAGAAAGCUAUAUUUCAGCGUUAAUCCAGAAAGAAAUAAACAAGUUAUACGAAUGUACUGUUUCGUGAAAUUUGCAACUUAAUGUUGACAAAAGUGGAUUGAUUCACAUUGGCCACUGCCUUAACCCAAAUCUGGCUAUACACAAACAUACAUUGGAACCCCUCAACACUGUUCGUGACUUGGGCUUAAGACAUAGCAACAGUCUGAACUUUUCUGAGCACAUUGCAUCUCAAGUAUCAAAAGCUAGAAAGCUCAUCCGAUCUAUAAUGAUAAACUUCAAUAAUAUCGAAUCGAGAUUAUUAUUAUACAGAAGAUGUAUCUUACCCAUCAUUGAAUAUGGUAUUUUAGUUUACAGUAAUUGCAGACAUAAUGGCCUGAUUAAAAUCGAAGGUGUUCAAAGAAGGUUCAGAAAAGCUGUUCUGGGGUAUUCCGGCUACAAAGAUGUCAACAAUUCAAAUUAGACCCUCUAUGGAUCAGACGUAUCAAAUUAAACCUUGUCUUUAUCUGCCAGCUUAUUAACGGUAUUUCCUACUCUUCGGUAUCCACCCCUUCAUACUCUAUGAUAUCCCAUAAUCUACGCAAUAAGGAAAAUAUUCUAGCUACUCCAAGAACCCACACAAACCUACGCCAGAAUUUUUUCGUUAUUCGCUACUCAACUAUGUGGAACAGACUGCCAGUGAACCUCCGUUGCAGUGAAACUACAACGUGGUUCAGAAGUCUCCUUGAUGAUUUUCUUUCCGAAAGUGGAUUGUGUCACCUAUUAAAUAUCAAUGUGUUUAAUAAUGAUUUAUACAAACAAGGUCCGUCAUCCAUCUAAAUGACUGAAAAGCAAAAUGCAAUCUUUGGAACUUUUAACGUCUAUUUUACUUUAUUUUCUUUCUGUCCAUCUUAAUAUAUGAAGUCUGCUUAUGUUCGUAUAUACAAUUAUUACUGUUAUUGGUCCCUCGACACAUAAGAUAUUCUUUUUAUCUCCUCUUAUCCUUCUAAACAUAUGUAAUUCCUGAUUGUUGUUUGAAAUUAGUUGUGACUUUCAUAGCAUCAUUCUUAAUUAUAAUUGCACAAAUGUUUAUACUAAUAACCGGUUUCACUCUGUAUACUAUUACAUAAAUCUACAUGUAUUUAUCCGAGUGCACUAAAGAAUUCUUAUUUUAUUUUUCUAAAUUGUUGGUUUACUUUAGAGGUCGAUAUUCAUUACACAAUUAUUAUUAUCAUGGUUGAACCCUAUCACAAAGUGUUCAUUUCUUUUCUCUUUUUUCCUUUUAAAUAAAUAUUACGAAGUUUGUAAUUAAAACAAUAACUUGUGUUACCCUUAAAUUAACUUCUCAGACUCGUUUUAUCUUCACUAUGCAUAUAUGACUCAUACACAUUGACAUUUCAUUAUCCUUCUCACUUAAUUGAGACUUGCAUAGCAUCACUCCGAAUUAUGACUGCACAAACAUUUAUUCUAGCGUCGUAUCUUACUGCAAUAACAAGUUUUUUUUUCCUUAAUUAUUUUCUAUUUUAUUUUUGUUACUAAUUUGACGAUACAUACAUAGUCGUUUAUUCUUGUUCUAUGUUCAUAAACACGCCUAUUAAACUAUUUGCGUAUUUUACAUCUCUUUUAUUUCUAUUCCCUUAUUUUCUUCUUUUUCUUCUUUAAACUCAAUUCAAUAUUCUUCUCAAUUACAUAGAACCUGAUUUAUUAUUAUUCUAUCAUUACUACUGUCUUUUUUCAAAUAUGGCAAAUAUAAUGCUAACAUUAUUAAAACUUGUGUAUUAUUGCAUUUUUGAAGAAACCCGAAAUGGUUUCUUCACAACACUUAUGUACCCAUAAGAUGUUUGUGAAUAAUAAUAACUGUUGAAACUGAGUGGGGAGAAGAAUUUCGCAAAACUGGAUCUGUCAUAAGCUUAUCUACAGAUCCCAGUAGCCGAAGAGUGCAAGCAUUGCUUGAAAAUAAACACGCAUAAAGGUUUGUUCCGAUAUAACAGACUUCCUUUUGAAGUAAGGACCGCCCAUUCAAUCUUCCAACAAAUUGUGGACACUAUGUCACGAGAUGUUCCUGUUACUGCGUCGCAUCUGGAAGAUAUACUAGUCAUGGGUACAGACUGUGCUUAUUUAGAGAGGAAUGUGCAUAUGGUUCUCAAUCGCAUAGCAGAUUAUG
This is a messenger RNA of Schistosoma spindalis, 4260 nucleotides long. Lineage: Eukaryota; Metazoa; Platyhelminthes; Trematoda; Strigeidida; Schistosomatidae. The record is from the annotation of a GenBank genome assembly.